Messenger RNA from Protopterus annectens (West African lungfish), 6715 nucleotides. It is a transcript of the gene WWTR1, whose product is annotated as WW domain containing transcription regulator 1. NCBI's taxonomy places the organism in Eukaryota, Metazoa, Chordata, Ceratodontiformes, Protopteridae. Gene Ontology annotation, cellular component: nucleus; cytoplasm. Gene Ontology annotation, biological process: positive regulation of transcription by RNA polymerase II; hippo signaling. Gene Ontology annotation, molecular function: protein binding; transcription coactivator activity; transcription corepressor activity. The transcript has 8 exons. Bases 399 to 1799 code for a protein of 466 amino acids. The record is from RefSeq and is a predicted model, not a curated record.
CCAGCGAAGUUCACUUUUGCACACUUUUUUUUUCCCAACCCUGUCCCGAAACAAAGUUUUACAGCCAUGAAGUCGAGGGCUGGAAACUGACGGGAAAAGUAAGAAGUUUUGGCGAUUAGAGAGGGUUGCCUGAACAUUAAUUCAGUAAAUCUGAAUUAUAAACUGUGACUGUACUGUUUUUAAAAGGGUUCGGGUUCCUAACAGAAGUAAAACUUUUAUUCUGAAGUUUCAAAACUUCAGGGAAUCCUACGGUCCUAACCGGAAAGUUGUGCAUUCUGAAUUUUCGAGGACUCUUUUGGGGGUUGAAAAGUGCUUCCUUCAAAUUUUAAGACUCGGACCAUAGUUGGAUAUUUUUACGUGUGGAUUUACCAGUUAAGAAGUGCGCUUACAACUUCAAAAUGAAUCCAAACAACCUUCCUCCUCCAGGACAGCAAGUGAUUCAUGUCACCCAGGACCUUGAUACAGAUUUGGAGGCUCUUUUUAACUCUGUAAUGAACCCGAAACCGAGCUCUUGGAGGAAGAAAAUUCUGCCGGAGUCGUUCUUUACGGAGCCUGACUCUGGGUCUCACUCCAGGCAGUCGAGCACGGACUCGGGAAGUCAGCCCCCCCGGCCGGCUCCUCAACACGGCCGCUCCUUCUCGUCGCCCGCCACCAUGCAGAUCGGUACUAGUGGCGGUGGCAGCGGAACCGGCAGCAGUAGUGGCACCCCGAGCCCAGCUCAGGCACACGUUCACCCUCGACAGAAGUCGUACGACGUGACCGACGAACUCCCCCUGCCCCCUGGCUGGGAGAUGGCGUUCACCCGCACAGGCGAGAGGUAUUUUUUAAACCAUAUAGAAAAGAUCACAACAUGGCAGGAUCCACGGAAGAGCGUGAAUCAGUCACUGACCUCAAUCACUCAGCAUCAGCCCGUAACCUCGACUCCAAUGCAACAGCAGGCGAGAUCUCUGGCUCUCUCCCAGCCGAACCUUGGACAGUUGCCCGAAGGUUGGGAACAAGCAAUGACACCUCAGGGAGAAAUAUACUUCAUUGAUCACAAAAACAAGAAAACAUCCUGGCUUGACCCAAGGUUGGAUACAUCUGCCAUGAUGACCCAACAGCAGCAGCAGAUUGCCUCUAAUUCCAGCCUGACGCAACAAAGCCAUGGGACACAACAGAACCACGCAGCACAGACACCUGCGACAGUGAUGCUGACUUUGCCAACCACACUUACUCCCCAGCAGCAACAGCAGCAGCAGCAGAAACUGCGGCUUCAGCGCAUCCAGAUGGAGAGAGAGCGAAUUCGAAUGCAGCAAGAAGAACUGUUGAGACAGGGAAGAAAACCAUCCAAAAGUGGCAGCACAAUGCAGUGGCUCCCAGUGGAGGAGAAGGAGGCGGCACUUUGCAGACAGAUUCCGAUGGAGUCAGACACCAUUGUCCCAGUUCAGCCUGUGGUAACCACACCAUCUGUGACACAGGAUAUCAGGCCCGUCUCUAGUCAAAACUCUGAUCCUUUCCUGAACAGUGGUCCUUACCACUCCAGAGAACAAAGCACAGAUAGUGGCUUAGGACUCGGGUGCUACAGCAUUCCAACAACACCUGAAGAUUUUCUCGGCAAUGUUGAUGAAAUGGAUACAGGUGAACCUCUGGCACAGAAUAACAUUUGCAUAAAUCCACAAAGUCGUUUCUCUGAUAUCAUCGACUCGCUGCCAGGCACCAAUGUAGACCUUGGUACUCUUGAGUCAGAAGACUUGAUCCCAAUUUUAAAUGAUGUGGAGUCUGUGCUGAACAAGGAGGAGCCCUUCCUCACCUGGCUGUAGUGGCCACCACCAUCACCAUCAUCAUUCCCUGGACUUAGACGGUUCAGUGCUUUGAACAAACUGCUUUCUCUCUCCUAUUUGGACUAGUGGUAGAAAAAAAAAACUGCGGAGCACCCGAAAUGUCACCUAAGCAAUUCACUAUCUUGAUUCUGAAGCUGUCUUAUUUUUUCUUUACAUCUUUUGGUGGUGUCUAUCGUAGCAGUCCAGCGGCUCUGUACCAAUUUUAUGUGUGUAAGCAACUUGAAAACAACUUACAUGCAAAGUCGACAUCAGGCCUGGGUAGCCUAUGGCUUUUGCUUUACUUUUAUUCUAAUGAUAAACAAGUGACAAAAUGUGUGACUAUGAACUAUGUAAUGCAACCCACAUCUUUGGUGCAUGAAUUACAGGGCUGCCUGUUUUGGAGAACUGACAUGACUGUAAUGCAAAAUGGUGUUUGGAAUCCAUAUUGCUAAAAAUGGGUCCAAAUGCAGUUUUAUUAUGUUUUACUUAUUUAACGUGAGCUUUAAAAAUCAGUGUAUUAUCAGUGAAGGUAUUUGGUUUGCUAAGUAGUAUUUUUAGCAUAAUGGCUUUUUAUGGCCAUUUGCACUGGUCCAGACAGUACUAAAUGUAGUUAAUUAUUCCAGUAUAUUACUGUAUAGACUCCAGACAAUGAAUAGUGCCACAUUGCGCCUGAAUUACAGAGUAGCAAAUUCUAAUUUUAUAUAACUUAGUUUUUACACUACAAUGUUUUGUUGUAAAAUAUACAGGAUUGGUACUAACUAUAUCUUUUUUAAUAUGAUAGAAUGAUUUUUUUAAACAUUUUAUUAAGGCUUCAUUUUUGAAUGUUUAUAAUACAGAUUAGUAAGAACUUGCUAGUAGAAGAACAAAUAUUUUUUGAGGAAAAAUUGGUGUUUUGUAUAUUCAGCUGUAAAACAAAUGGCAAAGUAGACUUUUUUGUUAAAGGAAAUGAUGAAAGAAGUUAUAACUAGCAAGCUGGAAGAUGAGACCGAAGAAACGUGUGUUUGAACGCCUGCAUACGAUCAAAUAGGCAAAGGGCAUGGCUAUACAUAAGGUGGCAUUUGAGCUGAUUGUGCUUUGAAGUGCAGAUAGAGGACUUCUCAACUCAUCUGUGUAGCUUGCCUUCAGUGUUUUCCAGUCUGACUUAUAGUCAUGUCAUUUGAUCCCUGAUGUCAUCAGUAGAAGAAUGGCUACUCCGUGUUUUCUCUCAAGAUACAAGUACAAAACAUCAUAUUGGGUAGUUUGGGAUUGAGGCUGCAUUCAAGACCAUUUUCAGUUGUAGGCUGUCUGAAAUGCAAAUGAAAUCCCAGACCAUUUUUUAUAUAGAGUAUUAAAACCAUGCUUAAUUUUUAUUUACUAUGUUUAGGUAUGUUGAUUGCAAGCUUUAUUUGGUGAUUUUUUUUUUUCAGCACAGUUUUAUUCACCCACAGGAUGGAUGAUGCAUUGCCUGCUUUGCCCACCAUGUGCACAUUUGCCUGGUGUACUGUAGUCGUACGACUGGAUAGCAAUACAGCUGUUAGUGUAUAGAAUGUUGUCAAAAACAGGGGGGAACAGUGAAGUAGUCAAAAAAAAAAAAAAGUACCUGAUUGGAUAGCCACAACAGAUGGAGUAUGUGGGAUGAUUCUUGAAUGAGACAAACUUGUUUUCUUAAGUUCUGGGCGUGUGCUUAAAAAUAAGCACAUCUUAUUAAACGAUAGGACUGUGUAUGGUGUGAAAGUGAGAGACAUGUGACUCGUGAUGGCAGGUAGGGUAGAGAAGAGGAACGAUGGCAACAUUUCCACAUUUGUACAGCAGUUGUAAAACGUAUGCAGUAUUGAAAGGGCGGUAGGAACAUCUUUUUUAUAUGCAGUAGUCUUCCAUCUAAAACUUGCAUGUAAGUUACAGCAUGCAUUAUAUGCUUCCUUGUUCAUUGUGACAUAGAUGCCAUAUCUCCGUGAAAAAUGUAAUAUGAGAUUGUUUCAGAGAUGAGAGAAGGAUGAGAGGAGCAUGGAAUUGAGGCAGUUGGGGCUUAAAUGAGGAACCCUUGGGGUUUAGUGGUGUGCAUUUCCAAAAGUUACUACAUACAGAUUUAGUUUACAUUUGCAUACACUACAAUGAUAAGAUAUAAUUUGAUAAUUUUCUGCAUUACCUCAAUGGUUAGAAGUGUGAAAUUUUAGAGCGCAGGAGUACAGAGAUGCCAGAUCUUUAUUAAAGUAAGGAGAAGGCGUCAGAUGUUUCUUGGACAUGUCUAACUGCAGCUGUAGGGAACCCCCUAAAAUACAUUCUGAAGAAGUGGCUUUUAAGUGGUGAAAAAUGUUACCUGUGAAUUUGAAUCACAUCUUUGAGGAAACUAUGCUUCCUAAGUAUGUGAAACAUGUUGAUAAAAUCCUCAAAAUUAGCAUCUCAGAUGGCCAAUAUCAGCUAAUGGAUAUCACUUAGAACUACUGUUUUACAGAACAAGUAAGGGAAAUUAUCCUGUGUCUUCAGGUGUUUGGAAAACAUGUAACAAGUUGAAAUUUUGAAGCUUUCCUUUUGUUCUCCACUUAAGUUAGAUGCCAGGCGCAUUACUAGACCAUGCAAGUGUAGGUUAUUAUUAAUGGGCCCUUUGUAACCUUUUACUGAAAAACCGGUACAAACAGCUGGGAACUCCUUUACUGUUCAUGUAAUCUGUUGAAGAGAAACAAGUUUGUAAUUACCUACCUUUGUCUUGAGACCUGCUAUACGAGUCUGGCAGGAGACUCCUACCUUUCAACAAAAUAUAAUGUGACUUCAGGAGUGACAUUUUGCCAGUCACAGCACAUGGAAAAUGCAGUUUGUGGAAUCAUUCUGCUUGCACAUCUGCAUUGCAUGGUUCUAUUUGUUAAUAUUUUUCUCCCUUUGUAGGAUUUUCCUUUUUCCCCUACAUCUCUGCAACUGUCAAGGGCUUGGUGCGCAGGGCCUGACUUAUCCUGCUUUACUGUCAGUGAGUUAUGAAUCAGCUAAUUAUAAUGGUUCUGUAUGGCAGUGAUAUAGAUAAGAGCACACAUUAUUUUACGUUUGCAAGGGGAACAUGGGAGUGCCUGGCAAAUCAAGGUACAACUGGAUUAAAGUAACAGUUGUUGAAAGUUACUUCUAGAAGAUUAACUUCAUACUUAAACUGAUGGCCACCUUCUCCUUUGAUGCCAGGAGAGUGAAAUGUUGCCUUAGCUGAAGCCAUUUCAUUGGCUUGCUGACAAACUGUUGUGCCCAAUUAAGAAGUUUCAAGUGCUGAAAUUUUUUCCCAUCGAACUGGGCAGCAGGAAUAUUUGUACCCAUGAUUGUAAAAGGUAUAAAGAUUUGUCAAAAGUAAUGCAGAAUUUCAUAUACACUUUUAGAUGCUGAAAGUUAAUUAUGCAGUCAUAUGAUUUAAAAGAAAAAAUGGAAAUUGUCCUGUGUGGGAGCAUGCAAUCAUUAACAUACAAAUAUAUGAUCGUGUAAUGAGGUAUGCAUUUAUUGGCAAUUUCAAAUAUUCAUUUUAGCCCUGAAGUGCUUUUCAUGACUUGGAGACCAGGUAUUUAUUUGCCCAUGAAAGCUUAAAUCAGUGAUAUGUAUUCUCAUCUCUCAUGUAUAGUGAAUGAAAAGUACCCCCUUGCUCUAAACAUACUAAAUUUUAAUGCAAGACACACUAUUGUGUAUGAAGCUGUUUUCUAGUUGAUUACCAAUGCAGUACACAAGCUUGUGUCACUUGAAUGGUGCAAGAUUUGAUAUUAAGUGUAUUUUCUGCAGUAGUACAUUAUUAGUCCAGCUCUGCAUUUCUGAUUGUUUUCUUAUAUAUGCAUGAGGAAUGCUACAUACAGCAUUGUAUAGAAAACACUACAGUCCUCUUUGGGAUUUUUAAUGUAUUUUAGUAGACCAUUUCGAGCAUAUACAAGUUGUUGGCAUGAGCCAUGCUGAGUUACAUUUUAUUCCACUCCACCACUAUUGAAGUAACCAGUUCUAAUGUCACAAACAAUGAUAUUAAAUAUAAUUCUGUAUAAUCAAAUGUCUGUAAAAACACUACAAAAUGUAUGGUUUAGUCCUAAAGUGUUUACUAGACCAGCACAAAAGACUGAAAAACUUAAAACAAUAAUCUUGACAUAUUGUAAAAUUAAGUAGUCAAGGAUCUGUCCUCUAAUAACAUCAGUCUGAGGUUAAAUUGAGCAAGAAUUGACUGGAAUAUAUUUAUGCCUCAUUUGACUCCUUUGUACUUAACAGUAUUGUUGGAGAUUUCCAUAUGCUUUAUGGUGGCUGUUCUCUUCCUACUAGAUGAGCACAGUUCACUUUCUAAACAUUUUAAUUUCUUUCUUUGACUUGGUUAAUCCAUGACAUACCCUAGAGUGGAUUGUAGUCUGUCAAGGUUUCAACAACUGCUGGAAAAUGGAAUGUUUGUUUUUAAAUAAGUGUAUACUGCAUAGCACUAAAGUAGCACGACACAUUUUAAUAUGUUAGGGUCUCAAAAUUUUGGUAGGCAUUAAGAGUGCAGCAUUUGUGAGAUUUUUAAAAUGAUGUAGUUUCAUGUAUUCAGAAUAAUUUCACUUAGCCACCCAUGUUAUUAUGCCAUUUGUAAUAUUUUUUAAAACACUAAGUGCAUUAGCACCAGUUUACUGAACUAUUGAUUUUCUUGUUUGACUGUAGUUUUUGUCAGUCAAUGCUGGUUAAGCUUGUUUACAUAGUGAUGUACUACAGUAACACUUUUGUGGAGUAAUCAUUAGAGAAUGAUGCUCCAGAUGUUUAACUUUCUCAUAAUACACUACAAUGGUUUCUGUCUCAGAGUUUUGGAUUUGUUUUCUAUUAUGAUUUUUAUAAUUAAUUAAAAUGUUUUUUUUUCCUGCAUAUGCAAGCAGAUCAAAUACAAGUUACUAUACAUUCAGUUUGGUACUGUUUGAUUUGUUAUUUUACAAGGUAAAAAAAAAAAAAAACAAUAAAUGGAACUACAAACUCUU